UCUGAAUUAAACCGAAGGCAAUAUUGAGAAAUUGAAACAGGAUUCACUUCUUCAUUUUCAAAACUACAAGUAGUUCUAGUUCACCUGAAGCCCACUUCUAUCACAGAAAUUGAGGUUUGAGCUGCACCCUUUUAUAACUUCCUACCUCGCGACAAAAAAUAAGGGCGACGUGUGUGAUCUUCGAACAGCUAAAUAAAUUUUGUUGCGCCGUUUUAUUUGUCCCCCUCGGACAGCUGUAUUAAACUACAAGCUAGCACAAGUAGAAAAUAAAUGAUGGUGGGACAACUACUUGCAACGCGAGGAGAUGAAAAGUCUGCUGCGCCCCCUCUCGGUUGUACUGGCAGCUCUGCUAGCGGUUUCCAUGUUCAUGCGGUGAAGAAGAUGUGUUUCGCUUCGACGUGUCCUUGGGGGACAGCGGAUUGCCUUGCCCGGUGUGAGGAGGGGAGGAGCUCGUUGUACAACAACUUCUACAUAGGGAGAUGAAAAACUACAACGGACCGACUGGAAAAUUCACGAAAUCCAGAUCAAUACAAGUUUUCUUUUGCACUCAAACUUCGACGAUACCCUGACCUUGAUAAAAUUUCUUGAUACCAAAAAAUAAAGAAUACAGCUCACCAAACCCAAUUGGCAAAUGCAUGCUUCAUGCUUCUUUGAGUUUAGAAGUUGACAACUCAUUUUCUACUUCGGAGCAACAUGGACCGUUUCCGUUUCCGCAAGCAUACGAGCAAACUUGUACAAUUUGAACACAGCCCCUGGGUUUUUUUACGAAUGAAAAUAAUCCAAGAUUCAAAGCCACUUGAUAGAUUGUAGACGAACACGAGAAACAUGAUUAUUAGCACCGCUGGGGGUUGCAAUGUACCUGUAGAAUUUCAUUUAUGUGAAGCCAGGAAAAGGAAUAGAAGAAUCAUCUGAUGUAGCGAUUAGGAGAGCUCUGG
Messenger RNA from Amoebophrya sp. A120, 935 nucleotides. Lineage: Eukaryota; Dinophyceae; Syndiniales; Amoebophryaceae. The record is from the annotation of a GenBank genome assembly.